AUGCAUUUGAACGUCCCCACCCUCCUGCUCUCCCUCCUUCCCCUUGCCACCGCAAAAUCUGCCUCCCAGCCCAUUUCCUCUCUCAGAUCCGGCGUCGCUCCCAAUCUCUCCCGCCGCCAGAUCCUCUCCAAAAGAGAUGUUGACCCUUCAACUCUCUACCCCGCCUAUAACCUCUCGGUUCCCAUCGAUCACUUUCAUAAUGAAUCUAUGUAUGAGCCUCACUCUUCUGGGAAGUUCAAUCUGCGCUACUUCUUCGACGCCACAUACUACAAACCGGGUGGGCCCGUCAUAGUGCUCGAAUCCGGCGAAGACGACGCCACAGACCGUCUCCCCUAUUUACAGAAAGGGAUCGCACAUCAGCUUGCUGAAGCGACGGGUGGCAUUGCCGUGGUGCUUGAGCAUCGCUAUUACGGGACUAGUUUCCCAACGCCAGAUUUGAGCACGGAGAACUUGAGGUUCUUGACGACGCAGCAGGCGCUGGCUGAUACAGCGUUUUUUGCAAGGAAUGUCGUAUUUGAGGGAUUGGAAGACCAGAAGCUUACAGCUCCCCAUACACCUUACAUUGCGUAUGGGGGCAGUUAUGCGGGGGCCUUUGUCGCUUUUCUGAGGAAGACGUAUCCGGAUACCUAUUACGGGGCAAUUUCAUCUUCUGGCGUGACCAAGGCAAUCUAUGACUUCUGGGAGUACUACGAGCCAGUACGGGAGUAUGGACCGCCUGACUGCAUUCUGGCUACACAGAAGCUUACGAAUAUUGUCGACAAUAUAUUACUUGGGAAGAAUAACACCAGAGGACUGAUCAAGGAGCUCAAGACGUCCUUCGGCCUGCAAGAUAUUCAAUACAAUGAUGAUUUUGCCAACGCACUCAGCUCAGGGAUAGGAGGCUGGCAAGGCCGCAAUUGGGACCCCGCCGUCAAUGACCCUUCUUUCUCGCAGUAUUGCGGCAACAUCACAGCCAACAGCACCCUCCAACCGGUCCCAGCAAACCUAACAAGCACAGUCAAGCAACUAGUGGCAGCAGGCGGCUACGCUCCUCAAUCUGCAACCCUCACGACGCAAAUGCUUAAUUUUAUCAGUUACGUUAACACGACCCUCGUCCAGCCCUGCAUUGCUGGGGGGCAGACAACGAAUGAAUGCUAUACAACACACAAUGCCUCCUUCUACGCCUUGGACGAUAUCACUCAGACAUGGAGAAGCUGGCCGUAUCAAUAUUGCAGCCAGUGGGGAUUCCUCCAAACAGGCUCUGGCGUCCCCAAGGAUCAACUCCCUCUCAUCUCACGUACCAUCACCCUACAGUAUGAGUCCAUCAUCUGCCGUGACGCUUUCAACAUCACCACUCCAUCCGACACGGCUAUCAUCAAUGCGUAUGGUGGGUAUAACAUUAGCUAUGACAGAUUAGCCUUCAUCGAUGGGGAAGAUGAUCCCUGGAGAGGCGCGACGCCCCACGCGCCUGAAGCAAAGCCUAGGACGAGUACGACUGAUGAGCCAUUUAUACUGAUCGAGGGAGCCGUGCACCAUUGGGAUGAGAAUGGGUUGUUUCCCAACGAGACAACAGCGACCUUGCCGCCGGCUCCGGUAGCGGACACACAAAUGGAUGAGGCUACCUUUGUCAAGGCUUGGAUGGCGGAAUGGAAGGCGGGGAAGCGAUGA
Messenger RNA from Letharia columbiana, 1647 nucleotides. RefSeq lists its product as uncharacterized. The transcript is spliced from 4 exons. The record is from RefSeq and is a predicted model, not a curated record. Gene Ontology annotation, molecular function: serine-type exopeptidase activity; dipeptidyl-peptidase activity. Lineage: Eukaryota; Fungi; Ascomycota; Lecanoromycetes; Lecanorales; Parmeliaceae. The coding region runs from base 1 to 1647 and encodes 548 amino acids. Gene Ontology annotation, biological process: proteolysis.